CAGAGUUUCCAAUUCCAGUUUCCUUUCCGAAUUCGUCAAUAAAAUUAUAAACUUGUGAAAAUUUGAUUGUUGUAGAUGGCUUAAGAUUAUGAUUUCUAAAUGAAAGCAAGGAAAAUAAUCUAUUUCUAAAGUCAACCGUUCACCAUGACUGCCCCACUAUCAGAAGAAGAAUUCCAGCGAAUGCAGAUGCAGCUGUUAGAACUUCGUACAAAAAAUUAUACAUUAGGAGAGAAGAACGUGAAAAUUCAAACUGAAUUACUGCAGAAUAAUGCAUUAUUAGAUGAUCUUCGAAAAGAACUUGCUAAAUCUCAAAAGAUAAUCUCGAGAAGUAAAAACGCCAAGGAAGUUGAACAGCUUAUUCAAGAAAAUGAGACUCUUCAAUCCAAACUUCAAAUUCAGGAGGAUGAAUUUCGUCUGCAGAAUGAAACUUUAAUGCACGAAAUUUCCUCCUUAGUUUCUGCCAAUGAUGAGUUUAAAAAAGAGUUAGAAUUAGUCAAGUCGCAGCAAUUGUCCGUUGAAACCCAAGGGAAUAACAUCAGGCUGGAAGCAGAAAAUGCAGCCCUUAAAAAAUUGUUAGCUUCUUAUGAGACUGAAACUAGAAAUCCCCAAGCUGACUCUGAAAGCAAGUUAGAUUUGAAUUUAGAGACUUUAAUAGAAGAAAAGAAAAUAUUGCAAGAAAACUUAAGAAAAUUGGAAAAUGAAUAUCGGGAGCAGCUUUUGAAAGCUCAAAAUGAUUUUGAAAAACUUAGUGAGAAGUUAAAGAAGAAACAAGAGAGUUUCUUGCAGUUUCAGGAAGAAAAAGAAAGACUGUUCAGUGAAAACAAAAAGUCAUUCGAAGAGUUAGAAUCAUCUAAAAAUGCAGAAAUACAAAAAUUGCGAAAUCAAAUAUGUGACAUGCAAAUUGAGCUCAGGAAUGCUCUAGAAUUCAAUGAUCAGUUUGAUAUUGAAAAUGUCAGUAAAGAGAAGGUUGCAACAAUUGAUAUUUCUGGGGACAAAGCUACAUUUGACUGCUCUGUAAAUGAAACAAAAUUGUCAUUGAUCAGCAUCCAAGAAAAAAUGCAGCAAUUAAAUAAACAGUUACUUGAAUCCGAGAAUCAAAAGAAAAUGCUAGAAUCAAAAGUUGAAGACUUGCAUGGAACAGUACAGAAUUUAGAAAGGCAGAAAUCUGAAAUAGAGGAAGCUCUGUCAGAAAAAACGCAGCUAGCCGAGAAGCGGAAGAAACUAAUGGAUGAAAUGAAUAACCAUCUGCUGGACACCACAAAUAAACAUUCCAAGGAAAUAGAGAAUUUGACGAGACAGCUAUCUGAAGAGCAAGAAGCUCUGCAAAAACUGUUUGAUAAAGAAAAGGAGACUAAAUUGAAACUCAUAGAUGCUAGAAAUGAAGUGCAAUCUUUGAAAGAGGAAGUGGAAAGACUUCGCUCUUCACGUUGUAGUGCAGAUGAUAAGUUCAGAGAGCUGGAAGAGAAGUUACAAAGUACUAUUAUGGAGCACGAGAAUCGCUUGGCUGAAAAAGACAAGGUACAUUCAGAAACUGUUGAGAUGUUGAAGGAAGAAAUGGAAAGUAACAUGAAAGAUUUGAAUAUUCAAUUGGAGGUUGUAAAAGCUGAGAAAAUAGAAUUUGAAGAAAAAGUUAAACUUCUGCAACAAGAAGCAAAAGAUUCUGUAGAUGAGAGAAAGAUUCAGGAAAAGAAAGGACUGACAAUGGUAAAAGAUCUGAAACGUCAGUUGCUUGUUGAGAGAAAUAGGGCCGAGAAGUUGCAGGAACGUCUACAAGAGGUGCUGAAUGAGCAGAAUCGCUCCGUUGAUGACAUUCUGCAGUCUUCGGGUCCGUUCGACAAACCUAAAGGGGAUGCCAGCAGCAUAAGUUCGUGGAGCUACGUAUCCGGUGGCACUGCAGAGCGUGAAGCCAAAGAUGGCACUGUACAAAGUGAUACUUCUUCUGGUGGACAUGAGUCACCGAAUCGAGUUUCACCAACGAUGCUGGAAACUGAAACGAGCAGCCUUCUUGCCAAGGUAACCCAACUGCAGCAAAAGAAUUGGACCCUGGAGGAGAAAGUGAAUCACUUAGAGAUGAGCAAUGAAGCCCUCGUGGACGACGUUCUCAAAAAGACGGCACUGAUUCAGUUCUACUGCAUGGAAGGUCGCUCUGAUCACCAUUCUUCCACCGUUCAGGACAAACUGACCAUCAAGCGAAUCGUUGAUUUCAUCAAGGACCGUGGAGAUGAGAAUCUAAAAGAAAUGAACCGUCGCAUGCAGCGAAUGCUGGAAGAGACUCUCACCAAAAACAUGCAUUUGCAGAAAGAUAUUGAAACAUUGUCCAAUGAGGUGUCUCGCCUGUCGAAGCUCAUCGAUUCUCCCGUUGAAAACGGAAUCCAAAGUGCAGUUUUUGUUGAAGGCCUUUGAAAUAAACUGCAUGUUAAUAAUAAAAUUAACUUUCCUUGAAUCUAGUCAUUGCAAUUUGCACGAAGUAUUUUUCAAAAAGAAAUUUCUGAAAUAUUUCUCGGAUCUGUUGUAUAGUAUUAUUGAUUAUAACAACUGUGAACUGUAUACAAAAGCAUCAAUACUUUAUAAUGCUUCUAGCACAGCCUGAAUUUACUAGGAAAAAUUUGAUGCAUCUAAAGGUGUUGAAAAAAAAAACCUUAACCUUUAAAUCUUUAACACUGUGGGGUUUUGUUACCAAAUACGCAAGAUAAUUUUGAUCGAUUGAUAACCUACUUUCCAUGUUAGUUAAUGGUGAAUCAAAGUUGAAAAUCCUUUUUUUAAAAAAAAAAGAUUCUUUUUUUCAGAAAAGGGUAAAGUAGUAUCCAUUGAAUAUUUAAGACAAUGUGAAAGAUACAUGGCUUUUUUUUUGCACUCCCCCCCCCCCAAAAAAAGGCGGUAAUUGCUUCUUCAUUAAAGCAGUUGCAAGCAAAGCUGGUCUAGAGCAGAAAAUGAAGCAUUUUGCCUCCAUUGUGUUUUAAAUAAGAAACUGGUGACAAGCAUGGUAAAAAACUUCAAUUUAAAUUGAAGUUUUUUUCCAUGCUUGUCAUACAUGUCAUUUCAUUAAAAAAAUGUCCCCUAACAAUAUUUUAAAAAGAGCUGCUAUGCAUUUAAAUGCAAACUGAACUUUCUUCAGAAAUGCUUUUUUGGUAGUUUCCCAAUUUACAUGUUAUUUGAAUUAUCAAACAGUUGUGCUGUGUCUCAAUAUUUGCUUUGAUAGAAGUAAUCAGAUUACUAUGAAUACAAAUAAUUUUGACUACCAAUGCUUGAGUAAUUUAUUAUACAGUAACCUCUUGUUGUAUCGUGCUUGACAAGAAAAAAUCGCGAUAUAACUGAAAUCAUGAAAAAACGAUUCAAUUAAUGACAUGUAACCUCUACAAAAUAUUGGUUUAUUAUUAUAGGAAAAUUUUAUUAACAAAACCAUGAAAAUUAGCUUACCAAUUGAUUUAAAUUUAAACUUUUUUAAUAUUCCUAUUGUUUUAUAGUGAAACAAAUCGAAAGUUGCGGCUUAAACUGCAACAAAAUACCAUUUUGUUCAUUGGUUGAGAAAAAGAAAUGUUUUUUUCUUUUUAUGAGAGGUCAAAUGUCACGCCUCUUUUUAUUUCAUGCAUAAUUUUUUGAGAGACAAAAGAAAAGUGCAGUAUAUCUGAAUAUAACGAGGUUAUUUGUUAUUACUUUGAUAAUAUUUUACUGAAUUAAAUAAAAGCAUGAUUGUUAUAUUUUUUAAAAAGUUUGCUUAUGGCUGGACUAAAACCAAAAUCACUGUAUAAACCAAAUUGGUUAGUUUUUUAGAUUCAUUUAUUUUAACUUUUGUCGGACGAUGUAGCAAAUUUCCCUCAUCUUUAGUUGAAACUCGGCAAAAGACUCAUAUUUUUGCCGUAGUUACAUCACUCGUAUAUCCUUAUCAUUUGACCACCAAGUGUCUUUGCUGGAUCUAGAACCUAUAGUUGGCCGUACGUAAUUUGACCCAUUAAAUAUUUUACGUUCUUUUCUUUCAUUUUUUUCAAUAUAUAUGCAUUUCCAGGUCAAAACAUUAUUUGGUUGUUUUUUUUUCUUUUUUAAUCAAUUUUUAUUUAGCCUGUGCCAGAUCAAUUUUUUAAAAAAAUUUGCUUGUUCAAACUUUAUUUUGUAAAGAUUAUAUGUAGCAGCCAUUAUGUAGAGCUCUUAUUUGUUUUUUUUUAAAUUUGGAAUUGACUAAUCAAGAUUGUGACGGUUAAAAAUAUGCAGUCAUUGAGUGCAUCUUGUGACAAAAAAAACGUUCAGAUUUAUUUUCAUUAACAGCACUUGGAUUUGAUGCCUAAAAUUCAGGACUGUAUCGAA
Uloborus diversus is the source of this 4299-nucleotide messenger RNA. RefSeq names its product GRIP1-associated protein 1-like. Gene Ontology annotation, cellular component: postsynaptic recycling endosome; glutamatergic synapse; extrinsic component of postsynaptic early endosome membrane. The record is from RefSeq and is a predicted model, not a curated record. The transcript is spliced from 2 exons. The coding region runs from base 145 to 2403 and encodes 752 amino acids. NCBI's taxonomy places the organism in Eukaryota, Metazoa, Arthropoda, Arachnida, Araneae, Uloboridae. Gene Ontology annotation, biological process: regulation of modification of synaptic structure; regulation of recycling endosome localization within postsynapse; neurotransmitter receptor transport, endosome to postsynaptic membrane.